Messenger RNA from Penicillium coprophilum, 1356 nucleotides. Its product is annotated as zinc-binding alcohol dehydrogenase family protein. Lineage: Eukaryota; Fungi; Ascomycota; Eurotiomycetes; Eurotiales; Aspergillaceae. The record is from RefSeq and is a predicted model, not a curated record. Bases 1 to 1356 code for a protein of 451 amino acids. The transcript has a single exon. Gene Ontology annotation, molecular function: oxidoreductase activity, acting on NAD(P)H.
AUGUCUUUGAACCGGGCUAACCAGGCUGCUUCUGACCAGGUUGUUACUACCCAGGAUGCCUCUGAUCAGGUUCUCCCUACCCAGGAUGUCUCUAACACGGCUCCUUUGCACCAGGCUGCUUCUAACGAGGGCACCACUAGCCAGGAUGCCUCGAGCCAGGAUGCCUCUGACCAGGAUGCCCCUGAUGAGCUUGUAUCUAUCCAGGAUGCAUUGAACCAGGUUGUCUCUAACCAAGCCCCUUUUAACCUGGCUGCGUGGUUUACUGCCGAAUCGCCUCAAAUACUCAUGGUCGGCCCUGCACCAUACACACCUCCCUCCGCCCAUCAAAUUGUCAUCAAGAAUGCUGCUGUGGCUAUCAGCACCGUUGACUGGGCCAAGCAGUUGAUGGGUAACAAGAUGUCCUCCUGGAUCAAGCACCCAUUUGUGCUCGGAAAUGACUGUGCCGGUAAGGUCGUUCAGGUUGGUGACAUGGUCUCUGAUAUCAAGAUUGGUGAUCGGGUUCUUGCUCACGCCCUCUCCAUGGAUCCAGUCGUCAACAACUCGUCCGAGGGUGCGUUCCAACACUACACUGUGAUCCGUGAUAAUAUGGUCACUGUGAUUCCGGAAUGGCUCUCUUACGAAGAAGCUUGCGUUGUUCCUCUCAGCCUAUCAACUGCCGCAACCGCCUUGUUCCAAUCGGAGUUUCUCUCUCUUAAUCGCCCUGGCACCACGCUGCGCUCAGCCCCGGGUUCGCUCCCCGAAGCAGUUCUUGUUUGGGGUGGAUCCACCAGCGUUGGUUGCAACGCCAUCCAGCUUGCCGCAUUAGCUGGCUAUGAGGUUAUCACCACUUGCGCUCCGUAUAACUUUGAAUAUGUCACCACCCUGGGCGCUUCCGCCGUCUUUGAUUACCUCAACGAGCUGACCGUCCCACAAAUUAUCCAUCUUCUCAAGGGAAAGAAAGUUGUUGGCGCAAUCGCUAUCGGAAACGACUCGACCGAACCUUGCAUGAAAAUUCUCGACAAGUCGAACGGGUCAAAGUUUGUGGCCCAAGUCACUUUCCCGUUCCCAGAGAAAAUCCCCGCCACAACCUACCAAUUAUUCCGUGCCAAGGCAGCCUCGAAGUGGUCCAGCAUCAAAAUCCUCAUCAAGUCGAAGCGCAGCGGCGUGAAAACCAAGUUAGUUUUCGGUAGCUCUGCGGCCCAUACUGAGGUUGGCUCCUUGAUCUAUCGUGAGUUCCUGCCCGAGGCUCUUGCAGGUAGAACCUUUGUUACUGCUCCUAAGCCACUUGUUGCUGGGAAGGGUCUGGAACAUAUUCAAAAAGCUAUGGACUGGCACCUGAUGGGCGUGUCUGCUCGGAAGGUUGUUGUCUCCCUUUGA